Molecule: messenger RNA, 1641 nt
Organism: Babesia microti strain RI
Lineage: Eukaryota; Apicomplexa; Aconoidasida; Piroplasmida; Babesiidae
Product: Pumilio-family RNA binding repeat
Exons: 2
Coding region: 1-1641 (546 amino acids)
Biological process (GO): post-transcriptional regulation of gene expression
Cellular component (GO): cytoplasm
Molecular function (GO): mRNA binding
Source: RefSeq, a predicted model, not a curated record
AUGUCUAGAUGUCAAGUAUCAUCUUGGAAUCAAGAAGGACGAUGGCAAACUCCUUCUUCCACAAUCAAAAACAGUUAUUACAAUGGAUUUACAGAGGCGUUUAAGAGCUCGGGGUUGUCAUGGGAAGAAAUUGGACGAGAAUUGGAGGAGAAUCGAAGGAAUAUAAAUACUCCAACCGAUGUUAGAAUCAAUGAUUUUGACAAAUUCUCACAAUUUGAGUCCUAUUCUACUAAAUAUGAAUGUUCACCAACUCAUUCUCCAGAAAUGGAUAAUAUAAUGAGGGAAAUGCUGAAACAAAUUGAAACACCAAAAAUAACAUAUAACAAAGAAUAUUCUGACAGCCCGCAUUUAGAUUUAUCCGAUCCUGCAACAAUUCAGUUAUUAUGUAAUGCUGGUGUAAAUCUUAGUGCUAUUAUGUCACCAGAUAAUAGAAUGGUAAAAUCAGUCGAAGGCGACAAUACUAUGGAAUCAAGUCUUUCAGGUAUGCUUGAACCACUUACACUAUCAACUGCUGCAUAUUGGCAUAAUGCCGGUGGUAAAGUUGAUAAUAUCUACGAUCCAACAUAUAUUCAUUUCAACUUAAAUACCUUGUUGCAGAGUAAUAAUGCAUCUUUAAGUGACAUGGCAAAAGAUCAAUCUGGUUGUAGAUUGUUACAGAAAAGUUUAGAUGAUAUUCCCGCAGCUUUGGAGAUUAUUUUGAAAGAGGUGCUAGAUAAUUUGGUAGAUUUAAUGACUGAUCCAUUUGGUAAUUAUUUAUGCCAAAAGUUGAUGGUUGUAUGCUCUGAAAAACAAUUGAGUCUGCUAAUUAAUGCUUUAUGGAACAAUUUGGUGCAAAUUUCUCUCAAUAUGCAUGGAACUAGAGCAGUGCAGAAAUUGAUUGAAAUCGUUAAGACCCGAGAAAACACUCAAUAUCUUAUUACAAUACUUGAAGGUGGUGUAUUAGAUCUCAUAAAAGAUUUAAAUGGCAACCAUGUCAUUCAGAAGUGUUUACUUUGUCUACCUUCUACAGAUUGUCAAUUUAUUUAUGAUGCCAUGGAAAAUAACUGUGUUGAGUUGGCAACACAUCGUCACGGAUGCUGUGUUAUGCAAAGGUGUAUCGAUUCAGCAAAUUUAGAACAAAGGGCAUCUUUGGUUGAAAAUAUCGUCGAUAAUACCUUGGUUUUGGUGGAAGAUGCUUUUGGAAAUUAUGUAGUACAAUAUGUUAUGAAGUUGAAAGAUGAAACUAUUAAUUGCAAAAUAUUAGAAUUACUCUUACCCAAUUUGUAUGAGUUAGCUAAACAAAAGUUUUCAUCAAAUGUAGUUGAACGACUACUUAUAUAUGGACCAGAUGAAGUUAGGAAAUCAAUUGUAGAAACUUUACUAAAUGAACCACCAGAAGCUUUUAAGAUGUUAAUACUUGACCCUUAUGGAAACUAUGUUAUACAAAGAAUGCUUAGCUUUACCCGAGGAGAAGAAUUAAAUUCAAUUUUAAAUAUGAUAAAACCUUAUUUGAAUGAGUUAAGAGUACUUUCUACUGGGAAAAGAAUUGCUGCUAAAAUUGCUAAAAAACAUCCCAAUCUUUUCACUGAUAUAAAUAAUUUUGAAAAUACGGAUGAUGAAUCAAGGAGAUUUCGAAGAAGUUCUCGGUAUAAGGUGCAUUAA